AUGGUUCACUCCAUCAUCCCAUUUUUGACAUUUCUACCCCCUGUAAUCGCCGCAAUUGCUCCUUCAGGGCCGUACCAGCGACCAUUGAAGCAUCCCAAGAACCAACAUGAAAAUUUUAUUGCCUCUUCUAUUUUUGGCCCUUACCAACAUGAAGUACUCGGAUUUGAGGAACCCGUUGCACUGAAGCCUUCUAUUGAUAAUGGCGUGAAUCCUUUCCGUAGCUGGGCUACUGUCGUUGAUUGUGGGGAUAUUGUGAAUACGCCGUUUGAUAAGCACCUUGCGCUGAAACAACUCGAGAAUGGCAUGAGUUCUAUCAAUUCGCGCCGUCCGAAAAAUGACACGGAAGGAAAAGCUAUUCGGGCCAUCAGUAUAGGUGGUGAUCAUACCAUUACGAAACUUGGGGGAGGGUUAUCAAAGUACACUGAUGUUAACCAUGGAACUAUGCUACACAUCGCACACGAAGAAGGACUUUUGUCCAAUCAUAGCAAUAUGCAUUUAGGAACGCGAUGUCCGCUCAUGGAUCAACAUUUUGACCUAGACAACGAUCUCAGAUGCGGCUUCAAAUAUAUUCGAGCAAAAGAGCUUGAUAAACUUGGUAUCGAAGAGGUGGUUCGAAGGAUUGUUGAUACCGUUGGCGAUGAGUAUGUUUACUUGAGUGUGGACAUUGAUGUAUUAGAUCCAGCCUAUGCACCUGCGACUGGAACGAUCGAACCUGGUGGAUGGACAACAAGAGAACUGUUACAAAUCAUAGGUGGACUGUCAAAAGCAGGUUUGAAGAUCGUAGGGUCAGAUAUCGUGGAAUUUACUCCAGUGUAUGAUAAUUCGGCUGAAACUACUGGUAUUGUGGCUGGAGAGAUCAUUUAUGAGAUUCUUCAAUGGAUGGUGCAUGUCCCAGUCACACCUAGGAAGUGA
Messenger RNA from Sclerotinia sclerotiorum 1980 UF-70, 912 nucleotides. RefSeq lists its product as hypothetical. Lineage: Eukaryota; Fungi; Ascomycota; Leotiomycetes; Helotiales; Sclerotiniaceae. Gene Ontology annotation, molecular function: agmatinase activity; metal ion binding. The coding region runs from base 1 to 912 and encodes 303 amino acids. The record is from RefSeq and is a predicted model, not a curated record. The transcript is spliced from 4 exons.